UUACACGCCGGUUUUAAGAAAAGAGGCGUACGGAUGUGAUCACGUGUCGAAUGUAAAAUCUAUUCUCAGACUUAAAUAAAUUCGUAAUUUCUUUGAAUAAUUAACGGUCAUGACAAAUAUAAACUGUUGCGUUUGUGGAAAAGACGUUGCGCCUUAUAAAUGUCCGAAAUGCAGACAACCUUACUGCUCCGUCGCAUGUUGCAAAAAUCACAAGAUUCAACCCUGCACGUCUCCGGAACUACCUGACAAAUCCCAAGAACAACGUGUCGCUGAACAAAAUUACAAUUUUCCGACAGAGGAUACCGUACCUCAAGAAAAGCUGCAACAGUUGCGUCAUAGCGAAGAUCUGAAAGAAUGCUUGAAAAAUCCUCACGUGCGUGACAUUAUGAGAGGAAUUCUGAAUAGUUCAAAUCCUACUGAGGCUAUAGCAUUAGCUAUGACCGAGCCGAUAUUUGUGGAAAUGGCCGAUAUCUGUUUAAAGAUCGUAGAACCGUUGGAUGAGUACAAUUCACAUUGAGUGACCUUCGAGUCUGCAUUUGUGUACUGGAUGAAACUGUGAUGUGUCAAAAAAGACGUUCUGCUUUAAGAUGUAAGUUCUGUAAAUAUAUUUUCACAUACAUUGCAGAUUGUAUAAAAAUAUUGACUUGUGUACAUAGAAAUCCAUGUUUUUUCUUAGUAAAUGUACAAAUGAACAAAUAUUAAGAAAAUAGGUAAAAAAUUAUGAGAAUUGUACAAAGAUUUUAUUAUAUUUUCAUACAAAUAAAAAUUAAGCAAGCGUUUUAACAAGAUGAUAAAAUGAAGGAUAUGAAUCUCCCUUGUCUGAUUUUUUUUUCUAGAGAUUAUAUAUCAGGUGAUUAUAUAUUCAUGUAUGUAUAAGUUCUAUAUUAAGUUAUCGGUGCA
Molecule: messenger RNA, 900 nt
Organism: Pseudomyrmex gracilis
Lineage: Eukaryota; Metazoa; Arthropoda; Insecta; Hymenoptera; Formicidae
Product: zinc finger HIT domain-containing protein 3
Exons: 2
Coding region: 110-517 (135 amino acids)
Molecular function (GO): protein binding
Source: RefSeq, a predicted model, not a curated record